Molecule: messenger RNA, 657 nt
Organism: Suillus bovinus
Lineage: Eukaryota; Fungi; Basidiomycota; Agaricomycetes; Boletales; Suillaceae
Exons: 3
Coding region: 1-657 (218 amino acids)
Source: RefSeq, a predicted model, not a curated record
AUGACUUUGACCGGUGCCAAAGGAUUCGCUGGCUGGCACAUGAGUGGUCCGAAGAUGAAUAGCGGUUUCAAGAGAGGGACUUAUCAUCGCGAACUACGAGUGGAUCAACAACGAGGAAAUUUCGAAAAUCUGAUUGCAGCGGCCGAUGACUUGGACACUCAUCAUUGUACAGGGAUGCUCAAUUCAUUCAGUUCGCGUUCACCUGGGAGCCGAGUUUGGUUGUUCAAGCUUAACCGCUUCAUUUCCGCCUCCAGACGCCGAAUCUUGGGCAUCCUGAAGGAGCCGGAAGAAAAGAUACAUGAUUCUUUAACCGGCAAGACAAUGACCUUUUUGUCCGACGAGUACGCGUCGAGGACUGCAUCAUCUCUCGCUAAAAACAAGCAGAGACGCAUCAAUCUUCACGAUCGGGAGGCAGUGGAAGAAGAAAUCAUUGCGCGUGCCGAACGCAACUUGAAGAGAGCGAACCGAAGGAUGGACGAAAACUAUAUCGAAGAAGUUUCUGACGACGAACAUUUUCUGGAUGAAUCAAAUGUCCAGGAGACGGCUCCUGUCGUUAAGCCUUCUAUCCCGAGUUUCAUAGCGGACGCUGUGGACUUCAUAGGUUCACUCACACCUACCACCAGGUCUAUUCUUGCUUCAAUGUCGGUUAAGGCUUAA